Molecule: messenger RNA, 2487 nt
Organism: Seriola dumerili (greater amberjack)
Lineage: Eukaryota; Metazoa; Chordata; Actinopteri; Carangiformes; Carangidae
Product: interferon regulatory factor 2-like
Exons: 9
Coding region: 200-1207 (335 amino acids)
Biological process (GO): immune system process; regulation of transcription by RNA polymerase II
Cellular component (GO): nucleus
Molecular function (GO): DNA-binding transcription factor activity, RNA polymerase II-specific; RNA polymerase II cis-regulatory region sequence-specific DNA binding
Source: RefSeq, a predicted model, not a curated record
UUCCAGCUCGAGCCCCCACUUCCCGAACCAGCCGUUGUUUUGCUUUCGGUCUCGACACAGAAACAGAAAUAAACGACGGACACAAUUUUGUUUUUCCACUUCCAACCACAAAUAAACGAACUUGUCCAACUUCGGCUGUGCCCGUCGUUCCGACAGCAGGACUGUGAAGCUACAGGCCGUCCAAACUGAACAGGCCAAAAUGCCAGUAGAAAGAAUGAGGAUGCGACCGUGGCUGGAGGAGCAAAUCAACUCCUGUCAGAUACCAGGACUCAAAUGGGUUAAUAAAGAAAAGAGAAUCUUCCAGAUCCCGUGGAUGCAUGCUGCACGCCACGGCUGGGACCUGGAGAAAGAUGCUCCGCUCUUCAUGAGAUGGGCCAUACACACAGGUAAAUACCAGCCAGGCGUAGACCGUCCAGAUCCAAAGACUUGGAAGGCUAAUUUCCGCUGUGCCAUGAACAGCCUGCCAGAUAUUGAGGAAGUGAAGGAUAAAAGCAACAAAAAGGGAACUAAUGCCUUCAGAGUUUAUAAGAUGCUCUCCUCCACAGAAAGAAGUUUGAAGAAAGGAAAGAAGAAGACAGACAAAGAGGGGAGGCCUAAGGGAAGUAAAGAGGCAGUGUCUCUGUCUCCAGGCAGGACUCUUCUCGAAGGUACUGCUGGACCUAUUGACUAUUCUAAACAGGAAUUGAUCAAACAGGAAGUGGUCAAGCAGGAAGCAGUAGAGCUAACAGUCACGGACAGCGCCUCAGCCAUUCACAGUUCAGUAGAAGACCACGUGAUCACGAGCGAGCAGCUGCCAUUCGUCUGCCAGACAAUUGAAGUAACCACAGAGAAUGAAGAGCAGACAGUUAGCUCCUCCCACUCGUACCCACUCCAAAUCUCUCCUGUGUCUUCAUGUUGCGGCAGUGACACAGACAGUGACACGGAAGACAACAAAGAGGGUGUCGGUGCAGUCUGGAGGCGGGACUACAGUACAACAGUUCUCAGGGUUCCCACAUGUUCUCUUCCUAGCAUGGCCACUUUUGUCACUGCGAACAAGCCCAACUUCAGGGUCACCAGUACGCGAGACCCAGCUCCUCUCAUCAGCUAUCACAGUGACGGCUGGACGCCGGCCUACACCCAGAACUCUCUUGUGUCUCCGGCAAGCAGCCACACCCAUGAGAUGCGUGCAAGUGUCAUUAUGAAAACCUCCGAUGUCACCUCCUCCUGACCUCAGAUGAGGGAGUAUCAUCAAUGCCCUCAAGGCAUAGGAAUGACAGAGAAUGUUGUUUUUCUCCCAUCAGGGCCACAUGGUGCCUAAAAGGCCAAACUUCCAAAUCUGUGAUUUUAUUGUAGCUUCUGCUUGGGCCAUGAAUUCCCUCAGUUUUCCCUUUAAUCGGAAAAAAACUUGCGCACUACUCGGUGAGCACUGAAGCCCAGUUUUUACUUUAUACAUCUGUAUCUGCGAGGGUGUGUGUGAUGUAAAUUUCAUCAUCUUCCCAUGUCUGCAAGGGUUCAUCUUAAAAGUUAUGAACACUUCGACAAACGUAUGUAUACACGUGGUAUUGUCCAUGUCCACGUCUUUGGACUAUAUCUAGCCUUUAAUCAUCCAUGUGUCACUGGUAGUGCAUUUUCCCUGCUGAUUUUUGCUAACACUGUAGCAUACACUCUGCUGAAUUAACAAAAUACUCCACUUUUAUAUAGCGAAAGACAAAUUUUAGUCGUGAAAAGUUUUUUUUUUUUUUUAAGUGUUUCAUUGCACAACAUCCACUGCCUUCAAGAAGGAAUGUCUUUUGAAUCUCUCUACAUAAAACUAUGUGACUUGACCACAUCCUUUAGGAUUACUUACCAUUAAGUAUUAGAAGCAAUUACAAAACUACAUUGUUUGAUUGAGACUCAGCUAUCUUCUAUGUUUUUAAGUUAUUUUAUGUUGCACCAAGACAAGGAAAACAAUUAGUCAUCUUAAAAUAGUGUCAUCUCAACUGUGUUAGCAUGAAUUUUUACAUGAAUUGUAAAAAUGCUUUACUAUGACACAUGGAUGGAACAAAGAUUGUGUGUUCCUUGAAGCAAUCUGUGUUCAUGACAAAUCAACAAAUACACAAUGUUAUGGGGAAAUGACAUCUCUGUUGGCAAACCUGCUCAACUGGCAGCAAGUUACAAAAACAAUCAGGCAUGUUGUUAUCUACGUAAAGAAAAGAAUGACAAUCAUUAUCGAGCUAUGAUUUGCCCCACAGUGGAAAUCAGGCGUGUGUGUGUAUCUGUCUGGAGACCUCAGGACAUUGUACCCGCCGACACAGACAGAUGAACUGACAGACUCACUGACAGAGAGACAGACUGACAAGACUGUGAACAAUGUACUAAUUUCUUCUCUCUCCUGCCUCCUGGUGUUAAUAAUGUACAUAGCUCAUAUGUAUGUAUGCCUGCAAGCCGCUUCUGCACCUUAUGGACAGCACUGCUGUGUGUGUGUGUGUGUGUGUGUGUGUGGUGUGUCUGUGUGUGUGUGUGUGUAGU